AAUUAUUAGGUACGCCUUUGUUAUUAUAUUCAAUUUAAUGUUAUCUGCAUUGCUGGACCUGUCUCAGGCAUCUCUUUCACAAAACUUGAAUCACAUUGGCUGAAGCACUGGGAUUUGUUUGGCAUGCCUCAAACCCCAAAUGCAACGAGCGCUUUGGUUUCUGUGUGGGAGAGAGAAUCUUAAAGCCCUUCAACAGUUCUCUUUUCUUUUCUUUUUUUUUUUUUUAAGUUUUUUCUUUCAAGUAUAUACUGAUGGGGAAUGUGAAGGCAAGGUCUUUCUCUAUCUAAAGAAAGCUAUUGCUCAAGCUGGGGUGUGAUAAGGAGCUUUCUGCCAUUCACUGGAAGAGUCCUUUUUGCUUCGCUUCUUCUUCUUCUUCCUCUGAUCAGAACAACAGAAAUUGUGAUCUUCGCAGCUCAUGAAACUGUUACAGGAAAGAAAGCUCUCUGACCACUGAUAUAAAAGGUUAAAAGAGAAAAAGAAAAAGUCUUGGCUAAGUACUUAAUGUGCAACCAUUAUUGUGCUGAUAGAUAUGAAAACCUGUCAUGUGGGAAGAUAUUUCAUAUGGGAAAUUAUUGUUGUGGCCCAAAAUGACCCAAUCGAAGAAGAACAAGAGAAGAAACGGACAAAUUAUACUGAAAAGGUAAAGGUGUAAGGAAGUAUUUCGCCGGAGAGAUAUGGGAUCAAGAUGCAGAUAUAUCUGAGUGCAAGUUCUUGAAAAUGAAGUUGUCUCAACUCUUACUUUUCUAGCAUAUUCUUGGGGUAGAUCAGCAGUCUAACACAGCAGUGUGCGCACAAGCUAUAUUAAUCUUCAAUGGAGAAGCAUCUUAAGCCGUAUGACAGAGAAAACAUGAGAUUGGCCAUGCUAAAACAUGAAGAAACAUUCAAGGAGCAGGUAUAUGAACUUCAUCGAUUAUAUCAGAUCCAGAAGAUGUUGAUGAAAAACACUGAAAGCAGCAGGCCAAACGGAGGGAGUCAAGAACCAUGGAAUUUGAAGACUAAUCAUCAUCGUGAUGCACAACACAAGCCACAAAGGAAACUUGAUCUGGAAAGGCCUGCUGAGGAGUAUAUUGCAGAAUCAGACGGUGAUAGAGUGUUAGAGAUUAUAGACGAAAGUGAGAUUGAACUAACUCUGGGCCCCUCAAGUUACAACCGGAGGAAGAAACCUGAGACUCCACUAACAUCGGAUUCGGGACCAAGCUUCUCUUCUUCUUCAACUGGAUCUAGCCACAUAAAUAGGACAAAUUCCUGGACCCAUCAGAGGAUAGAUACAACAAGAGAAGAAUUAAAUGGCUACAAAGUGGGGCUUGUCAAGGUUCCUGACAUGACAUCCGGGUGCCAUAGCAGAAGUAAAAACAAUAUUGAUCAUGUGGAAGAACAAUUAAGACAGGAGAGGCUAAACCAGCCUCCUUGGUUUUUCCAAGUGUUGAGUUUGAACAUGACAUGAAAAUAAUUCUUCCAAGUCGAUAUGAUGAGAUUUCAAACUCUUAUCAACUAAUUCCAUGAUGGAUGUUUGUGUGGAAUUUUCUGCUUAGUUUUUAGUGGAAGGGGUGAUCGAUGGUGUCUUGUGUAAAGCGAUUCCCCUGGCUUGAAAAUCCAUCAUAAUUUACGAGUGACCUGAUUUUAUGUUUUUCAA
Messenger RNA from Alnus glutinosa, 1633 nucleotides. RefSeq lists its product as uncharacterized. The coding region runs from base 812 to 1444 and encodes 210 amino acids. NCBI's taxonomy places the organism in Eukaryota, Viridiplantae, Streptophyta, Magnoliopsida, Fagales, Betulaceae. The record is from RefSeq and is a predicted model, not a curated record. The transcript has 4 exons.